Alexandromys fortis (reed vole) is the source of this 2710-nucleotide messenger RNA. RefSeq names its product vertebrae development associated (gene Vrtn). NCBI's taxonomy places the organism in Eukaryota, Metazoa, Chordata, Mammalia, Rodentia, Cricetidae. The coding region runs from base 1 to 2163 and encodes 720 amino acids. The transcript has a single exon. Gene Ontology annotation, cellular component: chromatin. Gene Ontology annotation, biological process: regulation of transcription by RNA polymerase II. The record is from RefSeq and is a predicted model, not a curated record.
AUGCCCUCUCGGGAUCAGCUGGUGCAGCAGGUGUUGCGGGAUCUGCAGGAGGCAGUGGAGUCCGAGGGCCUGGAAGGUCUCAUCAGUGCCGCCCUGGAGGCCAAACAGGUCUUAUCUUCCUUCACCCUCCCGGUCUGUCAGAAGGGUGGCCUUGGGCCCCAGGUGCUGGAGGUGGACUCUGUGGCCAUGAGCCUGUAUCCAGAGGAUGCUCCGCAGAACAUGCUGCCCCUGGUGUGCAAGGGGGAGGGGAGCCUGUUGUUCGAAGCAGCCAGCAUGUUGUUGUGGGGGCACACGGGCCUCAGCCUGGAGCUGCGGGCCCGCACCGUGGUGGAGAUGCUGCUGCACCGGCACUAUUACCUCCAGGGCAUGAUCGACUCCAAGGUGAUGCUGCAGGCUGUGCGCUACUCCCUGUGCUCCGAGGAGUCCCCUGAGAUGACCAACCUGUCCUCUGCCACACUGGAAGCCAUCUUUGAUGCCGAUGUCAAGGCUACGUGCUUCCCCACCAGCUUCUCCAACGUGUGGCACCUGUAUGCCCUCGCGUCCAUCCUUCAGCGCAAUAUCUACUCCAUCUACCCCAUGCGCAAUGUCAAGAUCCGACCCUAUUUUAACCGCGUUAUCAGGCCACGCCCCUGCACCCAGGUGACCUCCAUGUUGCACAUCAUGUGGGCUGGCCAGCCCCUCACUAACCACCUCUUCCGGCAUCAGUAUUUUGCCCCCGUGGUUGGGCUGGAAGAGGUGGAGGCUGACGGUGCCGCUACCUUGGACCCCACUCCUCCGAUCCUAGGUCCUCUGCUACCACCAGCCAAAACCCUGGAACUGCUCAACCAUGAACCUGGCCUUAGUUACUCCCACCUCUGUGACCGCUCCAGCAUCACGAAGAGCACCUUCUACCGCUGGCGGCGGCAGACCCAGGAGCACCGGCAGAAGGUGGCCACCCGCUUCUCUGCCAAGCACUUCCUGCAGGACAGCUUCUACCGUGGGGGCCUUGUGCCAUUGCAGCAGUUCCUGCAGAGAUUCCCUGAGAUCUCCCGUUCUACCUACUAUGCCUGGAAGCACGAGCUGCUGGGCUCUGGUGCCUAUUCAGCUCUGGUCCCGGCUGCUCCACCCAAGGAGGCCCUGGCUGUGCCAGAGCUGGAGAGUCUGCCAGGGAAGAAGGCUGCCGAGGGGCUGGGGUGCUCCCCAGCGGCAGCGGCUAUGUCAAGCCCUAGCAUGGUCUUAAUGCAGCGCGCCAAGUCGUACCUGGAACAUUGCAUCUCUCUGAACAAACUGGUACCCUAUCGCUGCUUCAAAUGCAGGUUCCCUGGCAUCUCGAGGUCCACCUACUAUAACUGGAGGCGGAAGGCCCUCAGGAGGAGCCCCAGUUUCAAGCUGGCUCCAGUUCUUGAAACCACUGAGUCUCUACCCCCAAUAGAUGUUGGGGACGGGGCCCUGCUCUCUUCCAAGGGUGAGGUGAGAGAAGAGGGGACCGGGAAAGCAGCAGCUGGAGGCCCUCCAACUUCCCAGCGGCUCCUACCCACAAGGAUGCCCCUGUCUCGUUGGCAGAGGCGACUACGCAGGGCUGCCCGCAAGCAGGUACUCAGUGGGCACCUGCCUUUCUGUCGCUUCCGCCUCCGCUACCCUAGCCUGCUACCCUCCACUUUUUGGGUAUGGAAAAGUCUUUCCCGGGGAUUGCCCAGGAUGCAGGCCUCCUCUUUGGGCCGAAGGAGGCAGAAGCCAAAAUAUCGGCAGAAGCCAGAUGAAUGGCAGAUGGAAGCUGUUGAGAAUGUAACAUCUGUGAUUGGUCAUCAGGUGGAGACACUGCCAGUGGUCGCUUCUUCAGAAACCUCCCCAGAAGAUGCCCAGAGAGGGCCUUCUAGAGAGGGGGUCAUCCAGGAGACAGCUAUGACCCAGGGCCAACCCCACAGUGGGUCCCUGUCAGGCCAGACUGUGGCGGCGGCGGCGGCGGCAGCAGCAGGUGGCAGGGAUGGCCAGGUGCUAGUGAUGGACAUGCUGAGCACCACAAGGUUCAAGGCCCAAGCCAAGCUGUUCCUGCAGAGACGCUUCCAGUCCAAGACUUUCCCCUCCUACAAGGAGUUCCAAGCUCGCUUCCCCCUCACUGCCCGCUCCACUUACUAUAUGUGGAAGCGGGCACUCUUUGAAGGCCUCACGCUUGUUGAUGGCUGACAGAGAGGUGACACAGAGCCUGAGAAGGGGAGACUUAAGGUGUCUCCUGGCUUGGCCUGGAUGCCCUUCGCUCUGUCUUCCAUUAUUUCCUGGCUUGGGUGGGGAGGAGGAAAUCGACCACCUAUUCUAAUGAAAGCUACAGGAGUAUCAAUUGACUCUUGGUUGUUGGCUGGUCAUAUAUUUUUAUUGCGUUUAGUUUUUUUUUUCCCAUUAAGGUGGGUUGGGCAGGACCCCCUUGCUGGUGGUUGUGCCACGGCUGCCUGUAGCUCUUCCUGGUCCCACAAAGAGUAUCACAGCAUGGCCAUUCUCUCCGAUGAGGCACAAUAUGUCUUUAUUUUUUUUUUUUUUUUUUAGGGUGUGGUCCCUUUUUCUCAAAGAUGUCUUCCAAAGAAACAAGGGAUUUGAACGUGAGGCUGGUGUGUGGCUUUGUCUCAUGCCGCCGGUGGAAAAGGUGCCAGGCUCUUCAUGAUCAUCAGCUGGACUUCAUAGAAUAAAACCACGGUGGCCUCUAAGCCAGGGAAGGCCCCUAGGCACUGGAAACCCUAGA